Messenger RNA from Zeugodacus cucurbitae (melon fly), 902 nucleotides. RefSeq names its product lysozyme 1. The record is from RefSeq and is a predicted model, not a curated record. The coding region runs from base 1 to 804 and encodes 267 amino acids. Gene Ontology annotation, molecular function: lysozyme activity. The transcript has a single exon. Lineage: Eukaryota; Metazoa; Arthropoda; Insecta; Diptera; Tephritidae.
AUGCGCCUCACCUCAGUACGACAUUUACCAGCGACGCGACGAGACAGCUAUCGCCAACCAGUAACUACAUCCGCGUUCAUAAAAAUUUUCAACGCGCACGCUUCAAAACUAUUUCCCCAAUUCGUAUCAUUAAUCAAAUCACAUGUUAUGCAAAUGAAGUGCCAAAACGUUCAGCGUCACCGCCGCCGCGGACGACAAAAUCAAGAAGUGGAAGUGUCAACACCAACAGCCGUCGUGCAACGAUCACUGCCAACAUUUAUAGACACCGCUGCCACCAAAAACACCGUCCGCACUGUCCGCAUCACCACCACCACCGCCGCAACUAUUUGUUGCUGCAUUUGGCUGUUGUUGCUCGUCUACGCACCCGCCCCCAUCCAGACGCGUCGUCUGCAACGCUGCGAACUCGCCGGCCAAUUGUACAUUUUGGACGUGCCGAAAUCGGAGCUGUCGCUGUGGCUGUGCAUUGCCCAUUACGAGAGUCGCUACAACACGCAUGUGGUGGGCAAUCGCAAUGCGGACGGCUCCGGCGACUAUGGACUCUUUCAGAUCAGCAGUCGCUAUUGGUGUCAACCGGAUAAUAGCACCAAAUACUAUGCGUUCAAUGAGUGCAAUGUCAAUUGCAGUAACUUGUUGUUGGAUGACAUAACCGAGGCAGUGGUGUGCGCCAGGACUAUACAGCGACGUCAGGGUUGGAGCGCUUGGAGCGUAUAUUCGGUGUAUUGCAAUCGUACGCUCAACGAAGUGGAUGAUUGUUUUGAUGGCGAAUCGGAUGAGGCGAGAGUGGAUGACAGGGUUGGGGUAUAAAAGAGUGUAAAAGUGUUCUAAGAAGUUAUAGUAUGUGAAUUCACCCUAUGUGUUCUGGGUAUAUACAAAUAAAAUAUUAAGAUUUGCAUCUCUCAUUG